Molecule: messenger RNA, 222 nt
Organism: Symbiodinium sp. CCMP2456
Lineage: Eukaryota; Dinophyceae; Suessiales; Symbiodiniaceae
Source: the annotation of a GenBank genome assembly
AUGAAACUCAGCGGAGUUUUCGCUCGGCUGCGACCAAGGUCCAUGCAGGCGUCGAUUCAGCCACAGCUUGCGGCACGGCGAGAGGCGAGCGUCUGGCUUUUGGUGUUUUCGUUUCUCUCUGUCUCUCUCUCUCUCUCGCUCAGUGUUUCUCCUGAUCUUUCUAUUUGGCUUCCUGCUUCUGUCAUGUAUGUAUACAUACCGCACAUAACUGAUUACAAUUAG